This is a messenger RNA of Ostrea edulis (European flat oyster), 1719 nucleotides long. Its product is annotated as cytochrome P450 2C31-like. The record is from RefSeq and is a predicted model, not a curated record. NCBI's taxonomy places the organism in Eukaryota, Metazoa, Mollusca, Bivalvia, Ostreida, Ostreidae. The transcript has a single exon. Bases 1 to 1515 code for a protein of 504 amino acids. Gene Ontology annotation, molecular function: oxidoreductase activity, acting on paired donors, with incorporation or reduction of molecular oxygen; iron ion binding; monooxygenase activity.
AUGACACUCUUCACGAGGACGAAUCCCGAAACAAACCAGAGUAUUUUUGACUUUGUGGUAUUGUUAACAAUACUCUCGAUCGUCUUUUUUAUUAUACACCUUAUUCUAGAAUGGAGGCAAAAACCGCCUGGGCCCUGGGGACUUCCGGUAGUAGGUCACCUGCCUUUCCUUGGAUCAAAGCCUCUGGAUAAAUUUAAACAAUACCAAAAAGAGUAUGGAGAUGUGUUCUGUUUACGAUUCGGUAUGUGGCCUACCGUUGUCAUCAGAGGGAGAGACACCGUGAAGUCAACCCUUGCACAUCAAUCAGAUCACUUUGCUUCUCGACCACCGUUCUUCUCAGUGAAAAGCGUGAGCGAUAUGAAGGGCCUUACUUUUAGUGAGUUUGACGAGAGGUACUUGCUUCACCGAAAAAUUGCCAGUAGCGUAAUCAGAGAGAUUGGAAGUUACAGUAAAUCUGAAUUAGAAGAUGUGUUCCGAGACGAAUCAAACAUACUGGUGUCGAGCUUUUUGGCAAAUGAAGGCAAACCGUUUAACCCUAGAUAUUUAGUUUACAUAGCCGCAGGGAGCAUUAUGUACCAGUUCUGUUACGGAAAGGGUGAGAACAUACGAGAUGAUCCGGCAUUUCUAAAAGUUAUGAAAGACCAAGAAAUAUUCCAAGAAUUCUUCGCAAUGGGAAAUUAUUUUGAUGUUUUCCCAUGGUUGCAAUACAUUAUGCCGAAUCAAUUUAACAAGUUUUUGGAAACGAUUAAAAACGCUAGGUGUGCCAGAAAGGAAGACAAAGAUGAUAUUAUAAAGACAUUUUAUCCAAAUAAUCCUCGUCAUGCAUUAGAUGGCAUACGAAAUGCUUGUUUGAAGUACAACAUAACAGAUGUCCCAAAUGAAAUGGGGCUGACAAAGGCUCAGCUGAUUGACACGUUGGACGACUUUUUUACCGCUGGAUUCGAGACAAUCUCUUCUACCUUACGGUGGGCAUUAAUGUAUUUUGCUGAAUAUGAAGACAUUCAGUUGAAAGUACAAAGAGAAAUAGAGGAGAGAAUAGGAAGAAACAAAGUUCUAUCUGUGAAAGACCGACAUGAUUUGCCUUACACCGAGGCUACAAUUCUAGAGAUCAUGAGGGUGGCACCUGCUGUUCCCAUGGGACUUCCUCACCAAGCAACCAAUGAUGUAUUUGUAAAAGGAAACUUGAUCGAGAAAGGAACUGUUGUUUUCUUUAACCUUAUCUCUGUUAUGCAUGACGAAUAUUGGGGUAAUCCGCAUGAGUUCCAACCAGGGCGUUUUUUAGAUGAUAAAGGAAAUUUGAUGAAACAAAAAGUCGACAAUGUGUUGUCAUUUAGCGCCGGACGACGAAACUGCGUCGGCAAGAUGAUCGCACAGGCAGAAAUAUUUUACUUACUAGCGACUGUGCUCCAAAACUGUAAAAUUUGCAAACCCGAGGAUACAAGUUAUGACUUUGAAGGUCUGUAUGAGCUAAGUUACUACCCCAAAGAGUAUGAACUGUGUGUUCAUCCAAGAUGAAUCAUCACUACAUACAUUGUCAUACCGAUGUGAUUAUGUAAAGUUACAUUCACAGGAUGGAGCAACACAUUUGCAUCAAAGCAAAUUAAAAUUUGUGUUGAUGUAUAAUUAAAUCAUAGCCAGUAUGUAUUUCAACACAGAAACUGUUAUAAAGUAAGUUUGCAUUUUGUAUCUUAUGCGACAUAAGAACUAAUGCUAAUAGAA